Asparagus officinalis (garden asparagus) is the source of this 1040-nucleotide messenger RNA. RefSeq names its product cytochrome P450 CYP72A219-like. The coding region runs from base 76 to 924 and encodes 282 amino acids. The record is from RefSeq and is a predicted model, not a curated record. Gene Ontology annotation, molecular function: oxidoreductase activity, acting on paired donors, with incorporation or reduction of molecular oxygen; heme binding; iron ion binding. The transcript is spliced from 3 exons. NCBI's taxonomy places the organism in Eukaryota, Viridiplantae, Streptophyta, Magnoliopsida, Asparagales, Asparagaceae.
UCCAGAACUGCAUUUGGAAGCAGCUACAAUGAAGCUAGAAGAAUUUUUGAGCUACAGGAUGAGCAGAUUGAACUAAUGAUGCUGGCACAUCGGCAUCCAUUUACGCCUGGGUUCAUGCCGACAAAAGAUAAUCUAAGAAGAGAUCAGGUUGACAAAGAGAUCAAGAUCAUGCUAAGAGAACUGAUUCAGAAGAAGGAACAAGCAAUGAAACUGGGAAAAUGCGAGUGCAAGGACUUAUUAGGCUUGAUGCUAAAAUCCAGCAGACAAGCACAAACAAACACAAAUGGUACAAAUAAGAUUGGUCUAACGAUUGAUGAGGUGAUCGAGGAAUGCAAGCUCUUUUACUUUGCUGGCCAUGAGACUACUUCUGUGCUGCUGACAUGGACAAUGGUGCUCUUGUCGAUGCAUCCAAUUUGGAAGAACCGAGCAAGAGAAGAAGUGCGAGAGAUUUGUGCAAGGGAGAUGCCCAAUUAUGAAAGCAUUGGCCAACUUAAGAUUGUGAAUAUGAUAUUACAUGAAGCUCUAAGAUUAUAUCCACCAGUGGCUGCUCAGUAUCGACAUCUCUACAAUGAAACAAAGCUCGGGAAGUACACACUCCCGGGGGGCGUUGAUCUUAUAUUACCAACAAUAUUCAUCCACCACGACAUCAAUGUUUGGGGUGAAGAUGCCGAAGAAUUCAAACCUGAAAGAUUCUCAGAUGGAGUGCUCAAGGCAACAAACAAUCAGUUUGCUUUCUUCCCCUUUGGCUGGGGACAAAGAAUCUGUGUCGGGCAAAACUUUGCGCUGAUGGAAGCAAAGAUUGCUCUUGCUAUGAUACUGCAGCAUUUUUCUUUCGAGCUGUCACCCUCAUACAAGCACUCUCCUUUCAGUUUUAUUACAGUUCAGCCGCAACAUGGCGCUCCGCUUAUCUUACACCAACUGUGAGGAUUUUUGUGGUCGUUAUUCUAGAUGCUCUUAUAGUCGGAACAUACAUUUGUAUGAAUAACAGAGAUGAUUGUGGAUCAUCGGGUUGCUACAUAAACUUUGGUCUCGGUGGAACA